GCCGCCAUCCAUAAAGAGAAACUCAGAGUUCUGGCUUCUGAUUCUGACUCUCACGUAGCAUGGCGCGAGAAAUGUGCGGUGGAGGCGAUGACUGAAUAUUGUGAGGCCGCCCAGGGCUUCGACAACGAAGACCUGGCGAAGGACUGCGUGUUCUGCAAACUUGGCAUCAAAGACUUUCACAUGUCAGGUGAACAUGGCCUUCUCGUCAACGAGUGCACGAGGCAUAUUGCUGAGGACCGAGAGCAAUUCAGAGCCAUGUUGUCCAGCAUUGUCCGUAACCAAUGUGUCUGUCUGUCUGCUGACUUUGACGCACACCCGUUCGUGUACAGGGUCCUUCGGGGUACCAGCAUGGGCUUGUGCAGCAGCAGCGAAGUCUCGGAUCUCGUGUUUUAUAGUACGGUCGAGAAACCCUUCGUGCUCCGCUCAGACAUCAAGCGCGAGUACGGCAUUGUGUUCUACGGCCGCUAUCGCGACGACAUUAUGUGCAUUAGUUCCAAACCAGACCUACUCCACGAGAUGUUGCAACGCAUGCAGGCUCUGAGCCGUUGCUUUGAUCUAACUAUCGGUUGCAUCUACCCUCUUCGCACGAUCAUGUGGGAUCUCAGUCUGCGGUGUUGUGUCAGAGGUGACAAUGUAGCC
Molecule: messenger RNA, 639 nt
Organism: Prorocentrum cordatum
Lineage: Eukaryota; Dinophyceae; Prorocentrales; Prorocentraceae
Source: the annotation of a GenBank genome assembly